GAUUGUGCUUUGCGGCCAGGAAACCCGAGGCAGGUUGCAAAACACACGCGUAAACUGCUCCUAGCGAUUCCGUGGUCAGUGUCCUUCCGGUACGGUUCAGUUCAGUGUGCCGGUGGCCAGGUCCGUGUUGAAACGAUGUCGUUACCAUACAAUCUCCGAGCGCUGACAAAGCGCCUUCUCUUCAACAGAUGCACGAGCACCCGGUGGCAGCGAUCAUUCACUGGCGAAGUUGGUGGACGCGCCAGCAAUUUGAACGGUUCUACGGUAAAUGUUCCGUCGAAAGAGAUAGUAACUCCACUGCCGCCACUGUCACAGUCGAUGCCGGACCUCCCGCCGGUACAAUACGCCCGGCCUGGGGAUCAAAAGAACGUGACACAAGUGACGCGCCUCAGCAAUGGGUUGCGCGUUGCGUCGGAAAAUCGCUUCGGACAGUUUUGCACCGUCGGAGUAGUGAUCGAUUCCGGGCCGCGAUACGAGCUCGCAUACCCGAGCGGCAUAUCCCAUUUUCUGGAAAAACUCGCCUUUCAGUCUACCGGCGACUACAGCGAGCGAGAUGUGAUUUUCCGUGAACUUGAACGACACGGCGGUAUCUGCGAUUGCCAAAGUUCCCGGGACACGUUCGUCUACGCAGCCAGUGCCGAUAGCCGGGGAUUAGAAUCGGUCACACGCAUCCUGUCGGAGGUAGUGCUAAGACCGCGACUAUCGGUGGAGGAAAUUGAACUCGCCCGGCAAGCGGUACAAUUCGACCUGGAAACGCUGGGCAUGCGACCCGAACAGGAACCGAUUGUGAUGGACAUGGUGCAUGCGGCUGCGUACCGUGACAACACGCUCGGUUUCCCGAAGCUCUGUCCGGUAGAUAAUGUGCCAAAGAUUGAUCGCAACACGCUUCUGUCGUACCUGGGGCAUCAUCAUACUCCCGACCGGAUGGUUUUGGCUGGCGUUGGUGUUCCACACGAUGAACUGGUCCGGCUGGCGGAGCGAUUCUUUUUGGAGGGAUCGGCCACGUGGGAAGUGGAAUCAAAACCCGCGUCCGCGCAUCCGAAAACUGUUGAUAAAUCAGUCGCCCAGUACACUGGAGGAUCGAAACUGGAAGAAUGUGCCAUUCCGGUGUACGCAGCCGUAGGAUUGCCGGAGUUGGCACAUGUCGUAAUCGGGCUUCGUGGCUGCUCGCACCAGGAUAAAGAUUUCAUUGCCAUCUGCGUGCUGAACAUGAUGAUGGGUGGCGGAGGGUCAUUUUCGGCCGGCGGCCCUGGCAAGGGCAUGUACACGCGGCUUUACACGAACGUCCUCAACCGGUACCAUUGGAUGUACAGUGCAACGGCAUACAACCAUGCCUAUGCAGACACGGGCCUCUUUUGCAUCCACGCCACGGCGCCACCGACUCACGUGCGCAAUCUUGUCGAAGUGAUCACGCGUGAACUGUACACAAUGCAAUCGCGACCCGGCGAUCAGGAGCUGCGUCGUGCCAAGACACAACUGCAAUCGAUGCUGCUGAUGAACCUCGAGGCGCGCCCCGUUGUGUUUGAGGAUAUCGGACGGCAAGUGUUGGCGACGGGCGAACGGCGGCGACCGGAACACUUCAUUGAGGCAAUUGAAAAAAUUACUGCCGAAGACGUGCAGAACGUGGCCCGUAAGAUGCUCUCCACAGCACCGGCGCUUGCCGCUCGCGGUGAAAUUAAAGGCAUUCCGGAUGUGAAGGAUAUUCAUGCAGCUCUCGCUAACGAAGGUCGAUUACCGGGAAAUCGGCGGUUGACGCUCUUUCGAUAGAUAGCUGAUUCGGUUUUCCUGACUGCUUUCAAUCCACUGACCACGGAGGGGUGUCAUAUUCCUGUCACAAUCGAAAGUAGCAGCUUUUUGUCGCGUUUUAUAUUUAGUUAAUGUUUUUGAACGAUUGAUCGAUGUUGUCGUCGGAAGGCUUCAAUAACGUUGUGGAUGGGUAAAAGCAAGACAGUACUGUGUAGAUAGCCAAGAAGACUGGACUCCUGGAGAAGGUCAGUUCGGCAAAGCGAUGCUAAGAGCACUGUUCAGUUAUACGUAGACUCUCCACUUCUGGCAUCAACUGGUGAUUUCAAAAGUGGAGAAUCGUAAAAGAAAAGAAAAAACUCAAAAGAAUAAAAUAUAUCAAUAAGAGAUUUGUCCCGCUUCUCCCUCCGGGAGCUUAAAACAUGAGCGUUAACUGACAUGAGAAAUUCGAGAGCUUGUGACCCUUUUUUCCUGCAGAACCGUUACGGAUGCUCCCAAAGUACCAGAACUCGUUUCAGAACGUUUGAUUUUUCGUCGUGUUUGCCCUUCGCUAUGUUCACAUGUAUUCCUUUUUGCAUUUGUAUUUUAAUUCGCUAUCAUUUAUCCCUCUUUUUGCAAUCAUAAAAUUACUUCGCUCGAAACACGCGAUAGACACUUGGCAAGGACUUCUCAUAUGGGAACAGGCCUAGUUUCGAAUAACAUGAACGUUAAGAAACCCGAAACACCAUUCAAAUGUUACACUACAAUAUAGCCGCCCCCUGAUUGGCGUAUUAAAAACAAAAUGUUUGAGAAUUCAUCUUCCACCAACUGCCCGGUCUAUCGUUUUCCAUGAAACAGAUGGUGGCACACUGAAUAGAGCGAUUUUUUCAUUUUUGGAUAAUUAAACUAGCCGCCCCUUACGAGAAUAAAAAUAAAUCUGACGAUUUAUUUUAAUAUUAACGAAUCUUGCUCUCCCUUAAGAUUG
Molecule: messenger RNA, 2707 nt
Organism: Anopheles bellator
Lineage: Eukaryota; Metazoa; Arthropoda; Insecta; Diptera; Culicidae
Product: mitochondrial-processing peptidase subunit alpha
Exons: 3
Coding region: 136-1767 (543 amino acids)
Cellular component (GO): mitochondrion
Molecular function (GO): metal ion binding; metalloendopeptidase activity
Source: RefSeq, a predicted model, not a curated record